AUGUCGGCUUCUGAUCCAUAUGAUGCGACUUUUCGCCGGCCUACGCCAACCGAGCCAAGGCAGGAGCGGGCGGCCUCAGUGCUGCUGGACUUGGUGUCCGUGUCUCCUCAUCCAUCGUCGGAACCUCCCGAUCGCCAGGUGCUUCCACCACCGCCACCUUCAUCGCAGUUCAGUGGUGGUGGCAUGACGGUCCCUUCUGUGGGAUCCGCCGCACACGAACUGAGGCGCUGCAAGCCCUGCGCCUUCUUCUGGAAAUGUGAUGGCUGCCAGAGCGGACAGGCAUGCCUGUUUUGCCAUUUGUGCCCGCCUGACGAAAAGAAGCGCCGGAAGAAGGAGCGCCGCUUCGUGGCUUCAAUGGGUACGACUCGGCAGUAUGAGGCGCAGGCAUCGCCAACCCGUCUGCAACGUUCGGUACGGAAGGUGCCCGAAGCAGCGCCGAUGAAAGUGCAGGUCGAUCGUGUGAACCAUGUCCCGUACCUGCCCGAAGAGCAGAUUUUGCUGCCCGAGGAACCGCAUCAGCUGCAUGACGAGGUUCCCACCCAAUACUCGGAGUACCAAGACUACGACUACGACUGUUUGCCAGGCAUCGUCGCGCCGGAGCUACGUGAUGUGGAAGCGCAGAUCAUUCAAAGAGCCCUGAUGGAGCAGGAGGUGGCAGAGGUGGAAGCCGAAUGGGGCUAUCGUCCACCACCUUCCAAUGGUCGUGUGCGCCUGGAAUUGGACAAGGUACUUCCCACCUACAGCUAUUCGGGAGUGUACUCCGACGACGAUGACGACCUCGAUCUGAACGCCUUGACUGCCUCGCCCAGCGCUGGCCCCUUUGAAGAUGAAGACCAAGAUACUGACCUGGGGGCAGAGCUUCCAACGCUUCUGGCACCGAGCGACACUCUGCCGAGUGAUGGAGUGGGAAGUGACGAAGACAAAAACAACCAAGACAGUUUCUUCUCCUUCGUAGAAGCAGGGCCGGAUUCCACUGGCCUCACGCUUGAAAGGGAGUGGGUUGUGGAUGCAGGCCGCAUACCAUGGGGCCUGCUCGCUGAUGCCUGUGCUGCCAUCAUCGUGAGCCUCGUGACCUUCGUCCCUGCUAGCUUUAGGAAUGCCUGGGAUGAAGCUGAGCUCUUCCAGGAGGCCUCGAGCUUUGACCAUUUCUUGGCGCCCUUGAUCGCCAGCUUCCUCCUUUGCUCCUCGCAAGGUGGGGGCAAGGGUGCUGUUCAGACAGUGCUCAAGCAUCAGUCUAUGGCGAGCCUGGGCCACUACAGUCUGUACGUCUAUCUCUUCCAGGAGCCGCUCUUCAGGUCUAUCGAAGCCUUCGUUCCCGACCUUGAGGAUUCCGCCGAAGGGUUUGUCUUCUUUGUGCUAUGCCUUUGGCUGAUCUCUGGCCUGUACGCCGAAAAGGUCGAACCGAUGCUGCUAAAGAUCUCGGUGAGCUCUGCAUCGAGUGACAGCGAACCCACCGAAAGUACAUCCUGA
Molecule: messenger RNA, 1470 nt
Organism: Symbiodinium sp. CCMP2592
Lineage: Eukaryota; Dinophyceae; Suessiales; Symbiodiniaceae
Source: the annotation of a GenBank genome assembly